AUGCGUAAAUUGCGUCCGCGACAAACGCUUUUUUUCAAGCGAGGUCAUGAUGUGACUCAUUCCGAUGUUGGGGAAUUUCUCCAGCCUGCCUCACGCAAUUAUGAGUUGGUGGAUGCGAUGGCUAAGCCCGACGAAUUAUUUCAGGUAACUUGUGCACAAGUGCACCCCUGUGAACAAAACGGGCUUCUCAAGGCUCUUGAGAUGCUUGGAAACCCUGAUGAACCGCGGCUAUAUUUCGUCGUUCCGCCGGAUGUAUACGAGGGAUUUGAAUACCAAGAGUAUCAUACUGUUAAAGGGGGGAAGGGAAAGAUCAUUGAUAAGCGGUUGAAGAAGUUGGAGCAGCAUGUUAUAAAGAUCGACUUUUCUCACAAGAUUCGUUUGACAACGAGAAACGCAUUGAGUCGCAGCAGUUCAUGUCAAAAAGACGAGGAAAUUUCAGGGCAAAGUGGUGCGCCAAAGUGUGCGAAAUCUGGCAGCUCGUAA
Peronospora matthiolae is the source of this 483-nucleotide messenger RNA. The record is from the annotation of a GenBank genome assembly. Lineage: Eukaryota; Oomycota; Peronosporomycetes; Peronosporales; Peronosporaceae.